AUGCGUCUGUUGUACGGCGUCCUCCUCCUCGUCGCCUCCUUGAGCGCAGCCGUCGCCCAGGUUACCCAUGCUGAGCUUGUCCGUCUUGCUGCCGCCAACAACGGCGUCAUCAAGCUCAAUCCCGUACUGUACGACGCGCUCACCGCGCCGAACCGCCAAUGGAGCGCAGCUAUCCAGUUCACAGCCCUCAGCCCCCAGUUCAAGUGUUCUCCUUGCUCCGAUUUCAAUCCUAGCUUCAAGUCGGUUGCCAAGGCAUGGAGCAAAGUGCAUUCAGCUGAGCGGGAUCAGCACUUUUUCGCCACGCUUGACUUCCUCGAGGGUCAGGAUGUCUUCAAGAGGCUGGGCCUCUCCUCCGCCCCCGUCCUCCAAUUCUUCCCGGCCCUUGAAGGUCCUUCCGUCCGACCCAACCCACAACGACUCGAGUUCUCGUACGACUUCAGCCGACACGGAUUCGACGCUGAAGAACUCGCCAAAGAUCUUUCCAACCACACACCUAUCCCGAUUCCCUACACGGCUCCCUUCAACUGGCAGCCUUGGUUCUUCGGUUUCACAUUCCUCGUUCUCUCCCUCGUCGCUGGCCGAUUCGCAUGGAUAUACCUCAGGGAGAUCAUCAGCAACCGCUGGCUGUGGGCAGCUGCCACUGUAGGCCUUACACUGGUGAUGACCUCGGGAUACAUGUUCGUCCAAAUUCGGGGGAUGCCAUAUGCGCAGCAUAAUAGCAUGAUCGCCGGGGGAUUCCAAAACCAGUUUGGGAUAGAGGUCAACUUGGUCGCUGCUCUCUAUGGUCUUCUCGGCGCGUCUUACCUCGCUCUUAUCCUUCUCGUACCUCGGAUACCCUCCCCAAUCCGGCAGCGCGCCAGCGUCUACCUCUGGACAGGUAUCCUCUUCGUGCUCUUCAGCAUCCUGAUCAGCUUCUUCCGCAUCAAGAACGGAGGUUAUCCGUUCAAGUUGCUACUAUGAAGCUGAGCUACGAAUAAGACAAAAGCGUGUAGGGUACACGUAUAAUGGAUGAGGAUAUACAUGAGACAUGUACAUGUGCGCUGUGUGCAAACAAAAUUU
Molecule: messenger RNA, 1059 nt
Organism: Dacryopinax primogenitus
Lineage: Eukaryota; Fungi; Basidiomycota; Dacrymycetes; Dacrymycetales; Dacrymycetaceae
Exons: 5
Coding region: 1-960 (319 amino acids)
Cellular component (GO): oligosaccharyltransferase complex
Source: RefSeq, a predicted model, not a curated record